Messenger RNA from Limanda limanda (common dab), 2241 nucleotides. It is a transcript of the gene klhdc7a, whose product is annotated as kelch domain containing 7A. The record is from RefSeq and is a predicted model, not a curated record. The transcript has a single exon. The coding region runs from base 1 to 2241 and encodes 746 amino acids. Lineage: Eukaryota; Metazoa; Chordata; Actinopteri; Pleuronectiformes; Pleuronectidae. Gene Ontology annotation, molecular function: protein binding.
AUGCCCAUCGCAGAGCUCUUGGGAUCUCUCCAGAUCGACAUGCAGCUGCUGUUGAAGCUGGGUUUCUCCGUGGCUGCCGUGCUGCUUGUUUCCUGGGCCUUCAGGUUCUACAGCUCCAGGGAUGUUCAGAAGAUUCAGCUCUACUCCAAAGACAGCAAGGGGGCACAGAAAGGCACCUGCCAAAAGUGCAAGACGACGCUGCGAUGUCGAAGCUCGCCCACAGACUCGGCCACUGAUCACCUGACAUCUCCCAGCCCAGAGGAAACGGCAGCAGAGAGCUGCACACACCACGAGACGACGGGAGCUGCAUCUCGUACGUCGUGUAAUGACCACGAGGUCAGCAGGAAAGCAGAGGCAAUCGCUAAUCACAAGCCAACAACGCCUGCCACCAGUAAUAUUUCAUUCGGAUCUGCUUUGAACAUUCCUGAUCCAGCAGAGAGCGGGAUGCCCAGUGCAACAGGGCGCCGUUCCCCAUGCUUUUUGCAGAAGCUGCAGGGCGGUGUGGGUGUGGGCCGGGAGUUGAGGCAAGACGUGGAGCGCCAGGGGGGCUAUUCCAGCUUCCUCUCCAAGGCAAAGAUCAAAGUGGAGGAUGCUAACGUGAUGCUGGAAGGAACAGGAGAGCAGGUUGUGCGCGGAAAGAUCUAUGAUUACUACGUGGAGUCUUCCUCUCACUUUGUUACGGACUCCAACACUGAGAGGAGCUCUGAGCCGCAGCCAGUGGAGUUUGGAAGCCGUGGGAGCAGUCUGACAGAUUCUCCUUCCUCUCUGAGCCCCAUCGUUAUGCGGGACCUGGUUUUCCCACAAAGCCCUGCUGAGGAGCUCUCCUCACCAGGAGGCCGUCAGCUCCGGCACCCUGCAAGGCCUCCACUCCCACGCAGUGAGAGCUAUCUGUAUGCAGCAGAGCAGUGUGAGCUCUCCGUCCCCUUUGUAACUUCAACCGCUUCAACUCCAGUGAUUCACUCUCUGGCCUCGACAAGCAAGGAGCUCAUCUCUGGUCCCGCCAUGAUCGGUUCCUCUCCAGACAGCAGAGGCCCUGGUGUGAGGAAGGAGGCUGAUCUGGAGACUGUAACAGGAGCUCCACUUUUACCCCUCCCAGCAAAAAGCCUCAGUGACACAGAUUUCGAAAGCUUGAAGAGCACACUUGAUCUGGGGAACUGUUUGGAGACGCUGUACCUGGCCAAAAAACACGGCCGGACCCCUAUGCAGAAGGCCGCCCUGGGGGUCAUGUCAGACAACUACUUCCAGGUGCUCAGAGACCCCGACAUUUAUGGGCGACUAAUGGCCGGUGAGCGGGAACAAAUCCAGAAGCAAAGAAAACGGGGGAGAAGAUUCAUCAUGGUGGCAGAUAUGGACCCUCAAGACUGGUCGAGGGACCCAGGGGAGCGGAGAGCGGAGACCGAGCCGAGGAAGACGUCCAGUGCACUCUACUAUUACGAUGACAACAAAGACUCCUGGCAAACCCUCGGCCUGAUCCCACAGGAAGUCGUCUCUAAUGCCUGCGCCAUGUGCACAAUGGAUAACUACUUAUUUGUGGCGGUGGGCUGCCAAGGCGCAGACAGAGACAGGACACCCUCAAAGCGAGUGUUUUGCUUCAAUCCUUUGACGUCCAUUUGGAAGGAGAUCAGUCCCAUGAAUGAGGCCAGACCUCGUUGCAAACUGGCAGCUCUGGAGGGCUACGUCUACGCCAUAGGAGGGGAGUGCCUCUCCUCGGUGGAGCGCUACGACCCGCGAUCGGACAGAUGGACAUUCGUGGCUCCACUGCCUAAUGACACAUUUGCUGUGGCACAUCACGUCACCGUGAGCAACGGAGAGCUGUUUGUUUCCGGGGGGACUCUGAGAUAUAUGCUGCUGCGCUACAGCCCCAAAACAAACACCUGGAGGCCGAGUGUGUCGGUCGGCAGCCGAGACAGAACCGCGGAUAUGGUGGCCGUGGGGAGAUUCCUGUAUCGGUUUGAUGUUAACCCCAUGCUGGGCGUCAGUGUGUACCGCUACCACACUGUGGCUCGGCUGUGGUACGAGUGCUGCUCCAGACGGCUGCUGCACUGCCCCGUCUUCCAGUGCGUCACCGUGGAUGACUUGAUUUAUUGUGUCAGCCGCCAGUUCACCAUGAAGUUCGAGGCUGAUGAGAUCUCUCCUGGUUUCACAGAUGAGGAUUUGAGUGUCCUCUCUGCAGCCAAGGGCAUACUCUUCCCCUUUGUCCUCUCGCUGCCUGAUAAGAAGCCUCGGCAGACCAGUGUGUAG